AUGGUAACAAAUGAUGUGUAUGGUACAGUUCCCCAAAGGGGUGUGUACAUAGAAUUUCCUAAACUGAAAUUUGGAAUCAUGAUCUUUGGAGAAGAGCAAAAACAUGUUGGGUCGGAAUGCAAUGGGAAAAUGAAAGUUUAUAAAGGGUACAUCGACGAUGGUUCCACAAUUGUCGCUGUAAAGAGGUUGAAUCCAAAGUCCAACCAAGGUGCUGAUGAGUUUUGGACUGAGAUAGAGAUGCUUUCCCAGCUUUGGUACACUUAUCUUGUCGCUCUUAUCGAGUACUGCAACGACUGCAAUGAGAUGAUUCUUGUUUACGAAUACAUAGCCCAUGGAACCCUUGCUGAUCAUCUCUACAAAAUUAGUACAGGAGGAGAUGGAAUUGGUCUCACUUGGGAUCAAAGGCUCAAUAUUUUCAUUGGUGCUGCACGCAGAUUAGACUAUCUUGAUACGGGCACCUAA
Messenger RNA from Camellia sinensis, 462 nucleotides. Lineage: Eukaryota; Viridiplantae; Streptophyta; Magnoliopsida; Ericales; Theaceae. The record is from RefSeq and is a predicted model, not a curated record.